AUGGCUGCUCUCAUAUUCCACAGCAACCGGAAUUUGGGUGUGUAUCUGUCACGUAAAAGGUCUUCUUUCAUCAAAUCCAUCUUUGGUAAGAGUCGGAACAAUUCGUCAAACACCAAGAAUCAAAUUACAUCUAGUUGCUGGCAUAAUCUACCCAACGAUAUCAUUGAGAAGGUCGUAAAGCAAUUAAUUCAAACUGAUCGAAUCCGGAUGAGCAGUGUUUGCAAGGGGUGGAGAGUGAUUCUUACAAAGAAAGACAUUCAGACAGUUGUUGAGAUUCCAUGGCUGAUGCUUUUCCAAUAUCCCAUUGGCAAAGACAUAAUGAUUCUUACAAAGAAAGACAUUCAGACAGUUGUUGAGAUUCCAUGGCUGAUGCUUUUCCAAUAUCCCAUUGGCAAAGACAUAAGUUUUUAUAAUUUCUCUGAGGAAAGAGUUUAUAAUCUAGAGCUACCAAAGUCAGUCCAUGGAGGGAGGUGCUAUGGAUGUUCCAAAGGUUGGUUGAUAAUGAUAACCGGAUCUGAAUUCAACCCAAGCCUCUUUUUAUUGAAUGCAAUUACUGGAGCCCAACUUCGACUUCCUUCCCUGACAACUAUCCCAUCUUUUGAAAAUUUUGCAAUUUGGCACUCAAAAUUCGAUAGUUUCAUUACCGGAAUCACAAUAUCUUCUGCUGACGCUGCCAAAUGUAUAGUUGCAGCAAUCUUUGAUCAGGAAAUAUUGGUAUUCUAUCGACCAGGUGAUGAAAGAUGGAACAUCUUCGAAGGAGAUGGUGAAGAGGAUGAAAUUUAUUAUAAAGUCAUGUUAUUUCGUAACAGUACACUUGAUGUCUUAAUUGACGGUGAAGAGAAUCAUGUUAGAAAUUUCAGUAUUAAAUUAUCAGACUGCGAGAUGAUGUUGACAUUGAUCUCAUUCUGUUAUAGUAGUUAUGUAAAUGUGGAAAACAAGAUCGUUGAGUUUCAGCAUUUUAGGAUUUUCAAGGAAACAGGCAUACACCAUGAUUUGGCAGAGUCAACAAAUGGUGAAUUGUUGGUUAUCAUACAAAUCCUGGAUGUAUUUGCAUUGCCGGAUGAUAGUUUUGAUGAUUUGGUUGAGCAUGAAGAUGGUGAUGGCAUUGGUGAGGGGCAUCAGGAGUAUGUAGAUGGUGAUGGCAUUGAUGGUGAUGGCAUUGGUGAGGGGCAUCAGGAAUAUGUAGAUGGUGAUGGCAUUGGUCAGUGGGAUCAGGAGCAUGAAGAUGAUGAUGACAUUGGUGAGGGGAAUCAAGAGCAUGAAGAUGGUGUUGACAUUGGAGACUGGUAUGAGGAUGAAGACGGUUGCCCACUUCGUUUGAGGUAUUGGAAGAUAACUGGACUUAAAGUUAUUCAGGGUCAAUCUUUGCGAUGGACACACCGACAUGUUAAACAGCUUUGGUAA
Ilex paraguariensis (yerba mate) is the source of this 1404-nucleotide messenger RNA. The record is from the annotation of a GenBank genome assembly. Lineage: Eukaryota; Viridiplantae; Streptophyta; Magnoliopsida; Aquifoliales; Aquifoliaceae.